CCAUCUUAACUUCACCACUAUAAGUCAUCUUCAUCUUCUCUUACUACCCUUCAGAUUACUGUGCAAUUCGUCUUCACUUCCACUGAUUUCUGUCUGAAUCAGUCACCUCCGAUCAAUGGCAACCGCCGUCUCCACCUUCGGAGCCGUUAACCGUGUUCCGUUGAGCUUCAAUGGAAGCAGUGGUAGUGCUGUAGUCCCAAACUCUUCUUUCUUGGGUAGCAACUUGAAGAAGAUAGUGAACUCAAGACUGAUCAACAACAACAAGUCUUUCUCCUUCAAAAUAUUCGCAGCUGAGAAAGAGAUCGAGGAAACCCAACAGACUGACAAAGACAGAUGGAAGGGACUCGCAUAUGACAUGUCUGAUGAUCAACAAGACAUCACCAGAGGGAAGGGUAUGGUCGACUCUCUCUUCCAAGCUCCACAAGACGCCGGAACCCAUUUUGCUGUCAUGAGUUCUUAUGAAUACGUCAGUACUGGUCUUCGCUCAUACAAUUUGGACAACAACAUGGAUGGGUUCUACAUUGCGCCUGCUUUCAUGGACAAACUGGUUGUUCACAUCACCAAGAACUUCAUGACUUUACCCAACAUCAAGGUUCCUCUCAUUUUGGGUGUGUGGGGAGGAAAAGGUCAGGGUAAAUCUUUCCAAUGUGAACUUGUGUUUGCCAAGAUGGGAAUCACCCCAAUCAUGAUGAGUGCCGGAGAGUUGGAAAGUGGGAACGCCGGAGAACCGGCGAAGUUGAUCCGGCAAAGGUACCGUGAAGCUGCAGACAUUAUCAAGAAGGGUAAAAUGUGCUGCCUCUUCAUCAACGAUCUUGACGCCGGAGCCGGAAGAAUGGGUGGAACCACCCAGUACACCGUCAACAACCAAAUGGUGAACGCCACCCUCAUGAACAUCGCCGAUAACCCCACCAACGUUCAACUCCCCGGAAUGUACAACAAGGAAGAAAACCCCCGAGUUCCGAUCAUCGUCACCGGUAACGACUUCUCCACCCUUUACGCUCCCCUCAUCCGUGACGGACGUAUGGAGAAAUUCUACUGGGCUCCGACGAGAGAAGACAGAAUCGGUGUCUGCAUCGGAAUCUUCAAAACCGAUGGUCUCUCUCCUGAAGGUGUUACGAAGCUUGUCGACACUUUUCCAGGACAAUCCAUAGAUUUCUUCGGAGCAUUGAGGGCAAGAGUGUACGAUGAUGCAGUGAGGGAGUGGAUCGGAGGUAUCGGAGUGGAAGGCAUAGGGAAGAGGCUUGUGAACUCAAGGGAAGGGCCUCCGACAUUUGAACAACCGAAGAUAACAGUUGAGAAGCUCUUGGAGUAUGGGAACAUGUUGGUUCAAGAACAGGAUAAUGUGAAGAGAGUGCAGUUGGCGGAGACUUAUUUGGACUCGGCGGCGCUCGGAGAUGCUAACAGGGAUUCCAUUGCCAGAGGAGAGUUCUAUGGGAAAGCGGCGCAGCAGGUGCAGGUUCCAGUUCCGGAAGGGUGCACCGACCCGGGUGCGGCUAACUUUGAUCCCACGGCUAGGAGUGACGAUGGAAGCUGCAAUUAUACUCUCUAAAUAUAGAAACUUUAAGGGAACAGGGAGUGUGUCUCUAAGAGGAUGUUAAAUAGUUCUAUUUUGAAAGAUUGUUGCUACCUUUUUUUAUAAUUUUGUUUGUUAAUUACUUCUCGAAUAAGUUGCUUUGGACUAAAAGGAAUUCAAGCCUUUAUUCGUUGGUCUAUGUUAUUUUUACUUUUUAAUCAAUCAUCCAUGAUUUGAAGUUUA
This is a messenger RNA of Lactuca sativa (garden lettuce), 1756 nucleotides long. RefSeq names its product ribulose bisphosphate carboxylase/oxygenase activase, chloroplastic. Lineage: Eukaryota; Viridiplantae; Streptophyta; Magnoliopsida; Asterales; Asteraceae. Gene Ontology annotation, cellular component: chloroplast stroma; thylakoid. The record is from RefSeq and is a predicted model, not a curated record. Gene Ontology annotation, molecular function: ribulose-1,5-bisphosphate carboxylase/oxygenase activator activity; ATP hydrolysis activity; ATP binding.